Messenger RNA from Brachypodium distachyon (stiff brome), 2100 nucleotides. Its product is annotated as phytoene synthase 2, chloroplastic. Gene Ontology annotation, molecular function: geranylgeranyl diphosphate synthase activity. Gene Ontology annotation, biological process: carotenoid biosynthetic process. The record is from RefSeq and is a predicted model, not a curated record. The coding region runs from base 380 to 1702 and encodes 440 amino acids. Lineage: Eukaryota; Viridiplantae; Streptophyta; Magnoliopsida; Poales; Poaceae. The transcript is spliced from 8 exons.
CUCAUCUCCACGUCUCUCUUUUCCUCUCCCCUGGCCUCUUUCUCCCUCUCUCUCCAGGGCAGAGAGAGCUUAAUUACAAACAAACCCAGAGCAGACACACACACACGACUUUGUCCUAGCAUGCAUGCCACCCAUGCUGCAACCUUAGUAUGGCAUAUACGUGCAGAAGUUGCAGCAGGCAUAUGCUAGAGGGAUCGAUCGAAUAGAUUGAGGCUGCGAAGAAGUGUGUGGAGGGUGGUGGCUCUGUUGAUAAGAGUUCUUGGCUCAUCUCUAUCGAUGCCAGAGUAGUGAAUUCAUCGUCAUACAUACGUACCUGAAUUCUCUGACAGAGAAGAACUCUGGUGAGUUGGGUUGAUCUCAUCUUGUAGCCAGGCACCAGAUGGCAGCCACCAUCACGCUGAUCGGAGCAGCGUCCCCCGGCCUCGGCGACGCCGGCUGCCGGGACACCGGUGGCACUGCCGGCGGACACCAUGGGAGCUUCCACUGCUCUCGCCUGCUGCUGCCCAACAACAAGAGGAGGAGGCCGCCAGUGGCGCCGCGGCGGUGGGUGCUCUGCUCGCUCAAGUACGCGUGCCUCGGCAGCGUCGGCGAGCCGGGGGAGGCGGCGGCGGGCCGGACGUCGAUGACCUCCCCGGUGUACUCCAGCUUGACCGUCAGCCCUGCAGGGGAGGCCGCCGUCGCCGUGGUGUCGUCCGAGCAGAAGGUGUACGACGUGGUGCUGAAGCAGGCCGCAUUGCUGAAGCGGCAGCUGCGCCCUGCCACUCUCGCCGGCGUCAGGGCCAGGGAGCCGCUGGAGGUGCCGCUCAACGGGCUCAAGGAGGCCUACGGCCGCUGCGGCGAGAUCUGCGAGGAGUACGCCAAGACCUUCUACCUUGGAACUUUGCUGAUGACGGAGGAGCGGCGGCGCGCCAUAUGGGCCAUCUAUGUGUGGUGUAGGAGGACAGAUGAGCUUGUAGAUGGUCCAAACGCCUCGCACAUCACACCGCAAGCAUUGGACCGGUGGGAGAAGAGGCUGGAGGACCUCUUCGCGGGACGCCCUUAUGACAUGCUCGACGCCGCUCUCUCUGAUACCAUCACCAGGUUCCCUAUAGAUAUUCAGCCUUUCAAGGACAUGAUCGAUGGGAUGCGGACGGACCUCAGGAAGGCGAGAUAUAAGAACUUCGACGAGCUCUACAUGUACUGCUAUUACGUUGCAGGGACUGUGGGGCUAAUGAGUGUUCCUGUGAUGGGUAUCGAGCCUGAAUCCAAGGCAACAGCUGAGAGCGUGUAUGGUGCUGCUUUGGCUCUCGGAAUCGCGAACCAGCUUACCAAUAUACUAAGAGAUGUCGGAGAAGAUGCGAGAAGAGGAAGGAUAUAUUUACCGCAAGAUGAACUCGCAGAGGCAGGACUCUCCGAUGAGGAUAUCUUCAGUGGAGUAGUCACAAACAAAUGGAGAAAUUUCAUGAAGAGGCAGAUCAAGAGGGCCAGGAUGUUUUUCGAGGAGGCGGAGAGAGGAGUGACCGAACUCAGAAAGGAAAGCCGGUGGCCAGUUUGGGCCUCUCUAUUGUUGUACAGGCAAAUUCUUGAUGAGAUCGAAGCAAACGACUACAACAACUUCACAAGGAGGGCCUACGUCGGAAAGGGGAAGAAACUGCUGGCACUUCCUGUCGCGUACGGGAAAUCGCUGCUCCUGCCGUAUUCGUUGAGAAAUAACCAGACCUAGAUCGAAGAAACGCGGAAGAAGAUGAUCAGGCUAGGCUAGAUAGAAAAAUAGGGCGAUUUCAUCGUAACAUCUGCCUUCCAGCACUUCCUCCUCAAGUUAGAAAAAAAUGUGGCAAAUCGGUCAAUUUUUCGUUCGUGUGUGUAUCAAAUGAAGUGCUGGGAGAAGGAAGGAAGCACAGCAGCCAAACCUAGAUGGAGCAAGACUGAAUGUUUGCAUGUAUAUUAUUGCUAGAACUUAUUAGAGCAUGUGCAUUUGAAAAUAGAACACCAUGUACACUGGUUAUCGACCCCGUAUUUGGGGGGGAACGAGAAUGGUCUUGUAUAAGUGUAUAUAUUCAAACAAUUGUUUGUCUGUAAACCUGAGAGAGAAAGGAAAAAAAAAUGGAACUUCUUUUAGAA